UUUUAGUCUUUGUAAAACUACCUUUGAAAACGAUACAAACAAAUUUGAUUCAACAGCUUGAAAAAAAACAACAACAGAACACUCACUCACCACACAAAUUCCCUAGGAAAAUGAGAUAUUUACGAAAAUUUCCCAAUUUGUCCAAGACAAGAACGUAUAGUACAAAACCACAUUUUGCCAAACCAUAUCAAGAUAUACCAGGACCAAGAGGUCCUUUAGGCUUAGGUAAUAUCUUUAAAUAUCUACCAUUGGUGGGUCAGUAUUCAUGGCAAGCAUUACAUAAAGCCGGUGCUGAUAAAUAUGAAAAAUAUGGUCCAAUUGUUAAAGAGACCAUGGUGCCGGGUGAGGAUAUAGUGUGGUUAUAUGAUCCCAAGGAUGUGGCCACAUUGUUAAAUGAAAAAGAUUGUCCUCUAAGGAGAAGUCAUUUGGCUUUGGAAAAAUAUCGUAAAGAUCGGCCACAUGUGUAUAGAACAGCGGGCUUAUUGCCAACCAAUGGUAGCGAAUGGUGGCGUUUACGCUCGGAAUUACAAAAAGAAAUCAGUGCUCCAAAAAGUGUGCGUAGUUUUCUACUAGAAGUAGAUGAAGUGACCAAAGAAUUUAUAGACUAUGUAACAAAAAAUGAUGAUAUAGAUAUUUUACCUAAAUUGACUAGGUUAAAUCUGGAAUUAACCUGCUUAAUAACCUUUGGCGAGAGAUUAAAUUCUUUCACGGAAACGGAACAGCUGAGUAAUUCACGUUCUAGCAAACUAAUGCUGGCGGCAGAAACUACCAAUAGCAAUAUUUUACCCACCGAUCAGGGUUUACGUUUAUGGCGUUACUUUGAAACGGCAGCCUAUAAAAAAUUACGUAAAUCUCAAGAGUUUAUGGAAAGUGUGGCUGUAGAUUUGGUGUCCCAAAAGUUAGCCUACUUUAAAGAUACUUCCAUAGAUGCUACCGAAAGUCCCACCUCCUUAAGUAGAACCUGUUUGAUUGAAGAAUAUUUAAAAAAUCCGAAUUUAGAUUUAUGUGAUGUAGUGGGUACAGCAGCAGAUUUGCUGUUAGCUGGUAUUGAUACCACUUCCUAUAGCACAGCCUUUGCUUUGUACCACAUCUCGCGUCAUCCUAUGGUACAACAAAGAAUUUAUGAAGAGUCCCUUAAGGUAAUGAAAGAGCCAGAUGCUCCUAUAUUGGCGGAUAGUCUUAAUACGGGUAUACCCUAUACUAGGGCUGUAUUAAAAGAAGUAUUUCGUUUGAAUCCCAUAUCGGUGGGAGUGGGUCGUAUUUUAAAUAGAGACUUAAUAUUGGGAGGUUAUCAUGUACCCAAAGGGACAGUAGUGGUUACCCAAAAUAUGGUGGCUUGCCGUUUGGAAAAGAAUUUUAAGAAUGCUUUAGCUUUUCAACCAGAGCGUUGGCUUAAAAAUGCGCGCAGCUCUAUUAAUCCUUAUUUGGUUUUACCUUUUGGACAUGGCAUGCGUGCCUGCAUAGCAAGACGUUUGGCAGAACAAAAUAUUUUAGUUUUAUUGUUAAGGUUUAUACGCAAUUAUGACAUAUCCUGGCAAGGCAAUGAUGAAGAAUUAGAUGUUGUUACUUUAUUGAUUAACAAACCUAGUGAACCCGUUGCCAUAAAAUUAAAACAACGGAUGUAGCAUUUGCUUAUAUGUUAUUCAAAUUAACCACUAACUACUGACAACUCCUGCUGAAUCUUAUGAAUUAUAUUAACAUUUUUUAAAGUAAAAGAUUUUUUUGUAUUCUUUUUUGUUUAAAUGUUUUUUUAUUUCUCUUUAUAUGAAGUUGUUGGUUGUUAUUUUUUUUAUUAUUGGUUUACUAAAUGUUACGGAAUCUUAAAUAAGUUUUUGUAAACUAAUUUUAUUCUUUUGUUAAAUUUAAAAUAAGCUUUAAAAAUUAUAGAAAACUAUUGUAUAAAUUAAUUUUUAAUUUUUUUUAGAAAGAAAGGCUUUUCCGAGUAUAUUAUUUAACUGUUUUACUUUUUAUUUUAAUAAAUAAUUGAUUAAUUGUAUUUACAUGUACGUACAAAAUAUUUAAAGUAAAUGUUUUAAU
This is a messenger RNA of Lucilia sericata (common green bottle fly), 2037 nucleotides long. RefSeq names its product cytochrome P450 302a1, mitochondrial (gene dib). Gene Ontology annotation, molecular function: monooxygenase activity; oxidoreductase activity, acting on paired donors, with incorporation or reduction of molecular oxygen; heme binding. NCBI's taxonomy places the organism in Eukaryota, Metazoa, Arthropoda, Insecta, Diptera, Calliphoridae. The transcript is spliced from 5 exons. The record is from RefSeq and is a predicted model, not a curated record. The coding region runs from base 111 to 1625 and encodes 504 amino acids.